This is a messenger RNA of Amphimedon queenslandica, 3197 nucleotides long. RefSeq lists its product as uncharacterized. The record is from RefSeq and is a predicted model, not a curated record. NCBI's taxonomy places the organism in Eukaryota, Metazoa, Porifera, Demospongiae, Haplosclerida, Niphatidae. The transcript is spliced from 9 exons. Gene Ontology annotation, molecular function: protein binding. Bases 35 to 2974 code for a protein of 979 amino acids.
UCUUAAGCGAUCGCGAUAGCUUGAAGAGAAGAAGAUGACAGACACCACAGAUGCAGAUCGUAGCACAAACGUAUAUAAAAAUGCUUUCCAAAAAUAUAUGUUGCAGAUUGAUGAAGCUCUGGGGUUGUAUCCAGUGACAAUGUCACAGCUCCUCUACAGUUUUGGCUGUAUUAGUGACAAAACGUUAAACGAGAUAGAAGGGUCAGGCAAAAGCACCGAGGGAAGAAAAACGGUCUUGAUGAAAGCCCUAACCUACGCCAUCAAAAUUAAAGGGGAGAAGCUGAACCUGCUGGCUGAUGCCUUUUUGCAGUUUGAAGAAACUUCCCCCCUUGCAAAUCAACUAAGAGUUACUGAUUCUGCAGAAAUUGAAGAAGUAGAAAAUCCUUCACCAGAUUGGAGUACUAAAGUAUGCCCCAAGGAGAAAGCAAGCUGUAUUCUAAGAUAUCACUAUGCUAAACUUGCAGUGCUAUUGGAUGAUACAAAGGUAAUUGCAAAUAUUCUUUGUGGUGGAAGAGUUAUCUCGCAAAAUGAUUCAACUGAUAUCAAACACCAAUCUCUCGUUGAAGAUUCCCGGGGUAUACUACUCAAAGCUGUCCGCAAAGCAGUUUCAAGUAAUCAUCUACACUUAAAAACGUUCAUUGAUGCAUUGAAAACAGCUGAAUAUGAUGCCAUAUCAAAAGAUUUAUUGAAAGACUAUCAAGAGCAUAUAGAGCAAGACAGUUUUGCAAGAUCCAGGAGAGAAUCAAACAGUAUUAAUAAUUAUGUAAAUAUUUUAUCCUUUAUUGUUACAGGAACAGUUUCAAAAGAAAUUAUAGCUGCUAAUGAAAAUUUUGCUGGAAUACGAGCCAUUUUUGAGAAAGAUUUUGAUUUAAUUUGUAAAAUUAUCAAAAAGCAUCGAUUUACCCUUGAAGAUUUGAAGAAAUUUGUCAAAGCAUAUUCAGAUGGCUACAUACCUGAUAUAUCAAAGCAAGAUACCAAGGGUGUUUUAGAGUUUGUGUGCGACAAAUGCACAUUGAUUGAUAUCAACUACCUGGAGGCUGUUGUUCAAGAAUUUGAUGUAGCAAGUGCUAUAAUACAUAUACAGAGUUUUACUACCAAUAUUAAAGAGUUGUGCCGAUAUGUAACAGUCCGUAAUGUUUUAGAUGAGAAAUUUUUUCUGUCUAGAUCCACUCAGCUCCUUAAAAAUGAUUUGGCCAUUGAAAUGAUUAUAGAUCAGAAUCCAGACCACAUUACACUUCAAUUCAUCAAAGAUGCCAUUUCUACCUCGUUUGGUUCGCUAGCAAAAAGUGUUCAACUCGUUAACAUCAAAGAGAUUGAUGACAUGCUCCUGGUCACUUGCCUCUUUCCCAAAUACUUGUCAGCUUCUGUACUUGUGCCAGAGUCAGCUAUGGAGUUAAUGCAGAGGAGGGGUCUGGUUGAACUGACAAUUGAUGGCAGCAUUUACUGGAAAAAGGAGAAGGACCAUAUCAUAACAAAAAGGACCAUUCCAAAUGACCAGCACCAAUUGGAAGAAGUGGUCAAGGAACUGGAAGAGAGUCAAAAAGAGUCAAGAAGGCUGUCCAUGGAAGUGAAGAUACUAAGAGAGGGCUUGAUGCAUGAUAGCAACAAUGGAAUAGAAAUGCAAGAAACUGUUAUUGGAAAUGAUGAUGAAACUGUUGAGAUGAAGGAUGCUGCUACUCAAGCCAAUAUCUUAGAAAUUAAUAGAAAAAAGAUAAUAGUUGAAUUGCUCAAGGAAAGCUUAGAUCAGACCCUAGGGUUUAAUAUAGAAGAAGGACAAGGAGCAAUGUAUGAUGAUAAGGAGCAAUCCGUGUUUAUUACAAAAAUAACUCCUGGUGGGCUAGCAGAAAAAGAUGGUAGACUAAAGGCUGGAGACUGCAUUGUUUCUGUUAAUGGUGUUUAUAUAAAUACAAAAGCAAAAGCUUUAGACUCUUUGACAGCUACUACCAAUUUGUAUGCAAUCAUUGCAAUAAGAGAGUCAAUAUCAGAAAACACAAAUACACAAUACAGCCAGUACUCACCAAGCGUCAACAAAAAAGUUAAAAGAAGAUCAAUGAUAUAUCGCCCAUCAGUGCCUGGUUGUGUAGUGAAUUUUGAAAAGUGUGCAUCAUUACCAGUGGCAAUCACCAAUGCCCAGGCAGUAUUGUACCGGAAUAAGGUCAUGGUUGGUGGACAAGAUGUACCCACUGGAGCGGAUUAUAUACUGGAGUAUGACAUUAGGGCCGAUAACUGGCAGGUCUUCAUUAAAAGUCCUGUCCACUUGUUUGCUUUGACUGUCUUUCAGAACCAGCUCCUAGUUGUUGGUGGAUUCGACUUCAAUCAACAAAAAUAUUCAGCUCGAGUUUACUCCCUGUACAUCGAUGAGCGAAACCAUUUUCUACGCGAUGAUAUCAUUCCUCCUAUGCUAACAGCUCGUGCACAGGCUAGUGUUGCAAGCCAAGAUCAAAAUAUUGCAGUAGCUGGAGGAAGAGAUGCGAAAUCCAACCUGCGAUCCAUUGAAGUGUUUCAUGCACCAACUGCACAAUGGCACACUGCUCACUCUUUGCUCAGCGAAAGAAGCUCAGUGAGAAGUAUUCUACAUAAAGGAAGCUGGUACUUACUAGGGGGAGAUAUGGAUCCGAGUGUUCGAUCAAAGAACGUGCGAUUAAAAUUUAAAAUGUUAGCUAGCUCUGCAGUUCAAAAGUAUGGUAGCAUUUCAUACAUGAAGACCAUUCAGAAACCUGGCAAUGGUGAAGGAGCGCACUCAGCAGUCGUUACAAUUAAUGACAUGAUUGUUGUUAUUGGGGCAGGAGGGACGAGGAAGAUAUACUCGCUCUGCAGAGAGGAGGGUCCAAUCUCGUGGAUUGAACUUGGGGAGUUGCCAAUAGUUUUAACGGAUUCAUGUGCAGUUACAUUGGAAGAUCAGGUUUUGCUCAUAGGAGGAAAGGAUGAAAAUGGAAAAAUUACUGAUUCUGUUUAUUUUAUGAACUUAUAUUAAAUAAUCUUCAUAUAGUUUAUGUAUAUAUAGUUUAGUUCAUUUGAUGUAGUUUAUGACUUUGUAAUUAUUAUUUUUAAGAACUUUUAUUAUUACGUUUCUGUUUGUAAUCACUUUAUACAAAAAAAUACUUGUGAUGUACUUUAAAAUAUUUAAAUUUAUAAUACACAAUAGAAUCUACAUUAUAUAGUUCACUAUAAAUCAUCCUUAUUAUUAUAAUUUCUAA